Messenger RNA from Suillus clintonianus, 1425 nucleotides. RefSeq lists its product as uncharacterized. The record is from RefSeq and is a predicted model, not a curated record. Bases 120 to 1178 code for a protein of 352 amino acids. Gene Ontology annotation, cellular component: cytoplasm. NCBI's taxonomy places the organism in Eukaryota, Fungi, Basidiomycota, Agaricomycetes, Boletales, Suillaceae. The transcript has 8 exons. Gene Ontology annotation, biological process: actin cytoskeleton organization.
CGUUACUCCUCCACAUUACAUAGUCACAUCCGCUCAUAAGCACAACCAUCCUCCAAGCUUGCACUGAUACUAAUCUGAGACUUGAACUUGAUCAGGUACAAGUCAAAUUUACAGUCACAAUGCACCCGUUUGGCGGUACGCCGAUAUGUCCUAGAUGCAGCAAGGCUGUUUAUGCUGCAGAACAGGUGAUGGGACCUGGCAGGAAGCUCUAUCACAAGCCUUGCCUUGCCUGCACGACAUGCAAUAAGAGAUUGGACUCGUUUACUCUUCUUGAACACGAUCAGGAGCCAUACUGCAAAACAUGUCACGUUCGAAACUUCGGCACUCGCGACCUGAGGCAUGCCAAUCUUCCCCAUCGUAAUGACAUGGCCUCGCCUCCACCACUUCCUGCGUCACCCGUGCGCAGCACCUUCCCUGCACCCACUCUUGUGCGCGGCGAAUCUGUAGAUCUAAGCCAGCGGCAAGGUGCGCGAUCACCGGUGCAUCCGCACAAUACUGGCACAGGACGCUAUACGAACGGUGCCAUGUCGCCACCACCCAUCCUCAAAGCGAACUCGGUCCUCCCUGCACGGUACAAUCGCUCACCCAUUAAUCCUAUUCCCGAUAUUAGCUCUGAAACCCGAAAUCAACCUCUCAACACAAACUCGCACCGUGAGGAAGAGAGAGAAGAGACACCGGCAGAAUCCACGCCGCCUUCAACGCUCACGUUUGCGGGGACAGCUACUAGCACAGCACGCAUCGGUGAUAUGCCACGUACUGUUCCAUUGAGUCCGACUAAAUCGAUGGGCAAUGGGACUUAUGCUACGUCUACCCCGAAAUUAUCUUCUGUGGCACUUGGACGCUCAAGUUCAUCUUCGACGACGCCGUUGCAGCCAACUGGCACUGGCACGCGGUAUGGCGCAGCAUUUGGUAGCGGUGGCACUCCCGUAAAGGUCUUUUCUGCGGGUGCAACUCCAGCGUGUCCGCGGUGCGGGAAGAAUGUUUAUUUCGCUGAACAGAUGAAGGCCAUAGGAAAGACAUGGCACAAGGGAUGUUUGAGGUGCAAGGAGUGUAAUACUCUGUUGGAUUCAACUAGAUUGACGGAGAAAGACGGAGAACCCCUUUGCCAUCGAUGCUACUCAAAGCUGCACGGCCCAGCAGGAAGCGGCUAUGCUUUGCUCGGUAAAGCCGGCGGUUAGGCCUGUUAGGUAUGUAUAUCGGCGACUCGGCACACCCCAAUCGUUCGCACCAAUUUUUACUGUCAUAUGAAUGGACUCUACAUAUUUCCGCUUUCUGUUUUCUUGAUUUGAAUUGUUGUUGAGAUACUACUGUACUGCCACUCUUCUUGAUGGUGUAUCGAUACCUUUCACUGUCUCCGCUAGUGCUCGCUUUCGUAUCCACUCGUCCAUAGAUUGCUCAAUGCUCACUAUUUUUAUCGAGCUGCCA